Molecule: messenger RNA, 981 nt
Organism: Mytilus trossulus (common blue mussel)
Lineage: Eukaryota; Metazoa; Mollusca; Bivalvia; Mytilida; Mytilidae
Product: scavenger receptor cysteine-rich type 1 protein M160-like
Exons: 6
Coding region: 1-981 (326 amino acids)
Cellular component (GO): membrane
Source: RefSeq, a predicted model, not a curated record
AUGCACCCUGCAUCUCUGGUUACUGAUGGUAAAGGUGCAAUUUGGUUAAAUGAGGUGCAUUGCUCUGGUUCAGAAAGUAAAUUACUAAAUUGUGCAUACAAUGACGAUUCCACUAACUGCCGUCAUAAUGAAGAUGUUGGUAUCCAUUGUUUCCUCAGCUGUUCAACAGAAGAUCAAGGUGGGUUGCGUAUCUCUGCAGGUAUUGCUGUGAACCAAGGACGACUUGAAAUAAAUUAUAAAGGGGAAUGGGGAACAAUUUGUUAUAAAAACUUUGAUAAUGUUGAGGCAGAAGUGGCAUGCAAACAGCUUGGGUAUUGUUCAGGAAUCAUGCAUCCACCUAGAAUCACACAUAAUGGCGACGGUGUAGUUUGGUUAAAUGAUGUUACGUGUUCUGGUUCAGAAAGUAGAUUGCUGAAUUGUUCCUUUGAUAUCAAUAUAGAACAAUGCAGCCAUCGUGAUGAUGUUGGUGUUCAUUGUUUUCUAAGCUGUUCACCAGAAAAUGAAGGUGGUUUGCGUAUCUCUGCAGGUAUUGCUGUGAACCAAGGACGACUUGAAAUAAAUUAUAAAGGGGAAUGGGGAACAAUUUGUUAUAAAAACUUUGAUAAUGUUGAUGCAGAAGUGGCAUGCAAACAGCUUGGGUAUUGUUCAGGAAUCAUGCAUCCACCUAGAAUCACAAAUAAUGGCGACGGUGUAGUUUGGUUAAAUGAUGUUACGUGUUCUGGUUCAGAAAGUAGAUUGCUGAAUUGUUCCUUUGAUAUCAAUAUAGAACAAUGCAGCCAUCAUGAUGAUGUUGGGGUUCAUUGUUUUCUAAGCUGUUCACCAGAAAAUGAAGGUUCGUUGCGUAUAAUGUCUGGUUUUGCUGUGAAUCAAGGACGACUGGACAUUAAUUAUAAAGGUGAAUGGGGAACAGUCUGUAGUAGAGACUUUGAGAAUGUUGAUGCAGAAGUAGCCUGUAAACAGCUCGGAUAUUGGUAUGUUUGA